UGCGAAAUGAGUGUGGUUAACUCAAAACCGCCUUAGAAAAUAGUCAUUUCUUAACGAAUUCAGAAUGAAUUCAGAAUUCCAGCAAUUUUUCACUUUGGCUCGCUUUAGGGGCCUGAGUCCUCGCGCCUGGUUAUCGAUCGACGGAGCAUCAGCGUGCCCCUAGGUGGCUACAAAACGGGCUUCGUCGUUGCUAUUGAAAGCGAUUUGGGGGUCACGCGCUUGAUUUCUCAAGGGCGGCGGCCUCACGUACGCCACAGCGGUAGUUACAGCCCCGCUAUUGCCGUUUUUCCUGCUACAUGCGUCAUGCCCACGAUACUGCUCUAGAAUGUAGCCGAGCGCGCCGCGGCUUCAUACAGCGCAUCGCAGCACAGGGCCAGCUUCAGAAGGCCGCCUGGGAUUGUAGCGCACCCAUUCGCGCCGAGGCUUCCCACAGAUAUACACAAAGCAAGCCCUCAGCCGGUGGCGAGGUUUUCGCGCGUGAACUAUUUUGCAAGACGAAAUAGGGCGCGUGGAGGCCCUUCGACUUUCCUGCUUCGGGCCGCCACUGUAUAAGCGGCUUCACGCGCGAAAGACAGGGACUUUCUUAGCCUGGCAAGAUUUUGCAGCGAUGCAACGUCAUUGCUGCCCCCAACAUUAUUGCCUUGGCGCUGGCGAACACUUGCCUCUGGCGAAUGGGCCCUGAUUCCCGGGUCAUGAAAGACCGCAGGUCAUAGCGAGGAACCACCCGGGCCUGUGUUUUUUUCGAGGGAAGCGGCCCGGCGUCCAGCUAGGCCAUUGAAGAAAAGGCGGGCCAGCGAGCAUCUUGCGGAAGGGUCCGGCACCAAUUUCAAAAUUAAGUUGGAAAAGAGUUGAAAAAAGUUGGAACAGAGAUUUCAACUAGGGGAAAGCUUUCCAAGCAGGGGGGCGCUGCUUGGUUUUGUCGAACCGAAGAAACCACAGCGGAUGUUGAUUCAUUUUUUUUUUUUGCGAAAUGAGUGGUCCUCUGGUGCAGAGGACUCACGACGUCUAGGUUGUCUCAAUGAAAGAACCUCCUAGAAUGAACAUGUAUUUGUCGAAAGCGAGAAGUACAAACCUGGCCUAUGGUUCAGAACAUCAAGUAGGGAGGUGUUUAUUGUUGGUCUUCAGAAAUGUUUGCUACAACCACUCUUAUGCACUACAAUCAAUGGUACGAAAAAAAAAAACGAGAAGGUCUCAAACCGCAUUGCGUCGAGAUGGAAGCAGUGCUUGCAC
Messenger RNA from Amoebophrya sp. A120, 1230 nucleotides. The record is from the annotation of a GenBank genome assembly. NCBI's taxonomy places the organism in Eukaryota, Dinophyceae, Syndiniales, Amoebophryaceae.